AAAUAUCAUAAUUCCCCUUAUCCUAAUUUCCAAAAAUUAUGGAAUCCAUUGCUUCUACUUCUUCCAACCACCACCAUCGUCGUCACCGUAGUCUAACGCCAACUCAACCCCUCGCCGAUAGAAUAUUCCGAGCACUCAGCCACCAUCUCCGCCUCCUCCACCGUCGCGACGCAACUUUUUACGUGUUAGGUGCUACAUGUAAUGUCUACAUUGUGACUAUCUCCACCACCCCGUCAUGUACCUGCCCUGAUCGUACCACCCCAUGCAAACACAUAUUAUUUGUGCUCAUUAGGGUAUUGAGCGUAUCGAUUGAUGACACGUGUCUCUAUCGACGACGUCUACGGCCAUGUCAUCUUCAACGUCUUCUUAGUUUACCAAUUUCAACAGAAGCAUUAGCAACUCAAAAUGUACGUGAAAUGUUUCAUCAAUUGUCUUCUCAACAACCUAAGACGAGUUCAUCUGUAACAAUAAAGGUCGAAAAUGGGACGACGUGUCCGGUGUGUUUGGAAGAGAUGAAUGAAGAAGAAAAAAUAGCAGCUUGUGUUACAUGUAGAAACCCUAUACAUGAAGAAUGUUUGAUGGCAUGGAAGAGAAGUAAUAAUAGAAGAAAAUCAAUUAAUUGUGUACUUUGUCGUGCAAGAUGGAGAGAUGUGAGAAAUGAAUUAGAUGGAGAUAAUAAUAAGUAUUUGAAUUUAUCUCCAUAUAUUAUUAGUAAUAACGCGGAUAAUGAAACGGGUGAAAAUCAUCAAAAUCAUUGUAGGGAUAAUUAAUCGGGAGUACCCGGAAGUUCAAAGAAUGGUUGUAAAUCGAUUUGUUUAUUCUGUGUUGUGCAGACUUUUCAAAAAUGUUGUCGUGCAUCUGUAGUUGAAUUCUCUAAAAGUAAUGAUAUUUGGCUAUCGUGAGACAACAUUCUUGAA
Capsicum annuum is the source of this 917-nucleotide messenger RNA. Its product is annotated as mitogen-activated protein kinase kinase kinase 1. The record is from RefSeq and is a predicted model, not a curated record. The transcript is spliced from 3 exons. Lineage: Eukaryota; Viridiplantae; Streptophyta; Magnoliopsida; Solanales; Solanaceae. Bases 39 to 770 code for a protein of 243 amino acids. Gene Ontology annotation, molecular function: zinc ion binding; ubiquitin protein ligase activity.